AUUAUUUUAUCACGUUAUUUUGUUGCCCAUAUGUAUCAUAUCCAGGGUAUUACUUGCAAAUAUGACAUUGUUUUUAUGUUUUCACUUAUGUAAAAUAUUUCUUUCGAUAGCAUUUUGUAUUUCCUACAUUUACAAAUUUAAAAAGGAACCACUUUUAACACAUUUCAUCGUUUUCCCCACUAGCUGUAAGUCUACUCUGUCCAACUUAGGCAUUCAAAGUUCCACUAAAUGUACCUCCUACACAGAAGAGUUCUUAUCUCGAAACUGGCGUAUUCUUUUCAAAUUGGAUAUGAAUCAUCUUAGGGACAAGAGGGAUAUACAUUCUAAAUACAGGACUCUGAAACCCUUAGGGACAGGACAAAAAUACCAUUAGUCUUUCAAUUUUCAAAGAUCGUCACUAGUCGGAGCCCCAUAUUUGUGGAGAAAACCUAAAUGCAUAACCUGAAAGCAGGAAGGCCUCUGCCAAAAUAAUUUAAUUGUAAAUUUCAUGAUUCCGGGGAAAUGGGCUUUUGUAGCAGGGUGCGACCAAAAUGUUUGGGUUGUUUUUUUUUUUGUUUUUUUUUUUCUCACCUGAGCCAAAGGUUUGAAGUCUGUUCAAUGCAGGGGCCCCAGGGAUACUUGAUAGGGCCACAUUAAGUUAUAUAUGGGAAUAUGCAGAAAAUCGAUUAGAAUAAAGACUUUUAAGACAGGUAGGGCCAAGCAAAUGUUCCUAAGUUGUGUGAAGUUAGGUGGGGGCAUAUUUGUUUUGUCCUGGCUGUCUGUCUGUAAAUUUAAGCAAUUUCAAUCUUGUUCAUAACUUUUGAAUGAUGAGCAAUAGGGUUACUUAGUAUAAUAUUUAAUAUCUACACUCCUUGUGACAAUACCUUUUAAUGGCAGUAAAGAUUUUUACCUAGUGACCUUGAUGUGUGAGUUUGUCCUUGUGACCUUGAUGUGAGAGUUUGGUGUGGUUUAACUUGUCUGCGGAACGUGUGCCAUGCACCGGUACUUCUCACAUAACCCUAUCUCAUUCAACUGCAACCUGUACUUCUCACACAAUCUGCUUCUUUCAUCAUUUGUUUUACUAAACACGGAAGGAUGGAUGGUGAGCGUUUAAGUUCUACUUUGUGCAAAAGGAGACUUUCAUAUUCAUAUUCCUCUUAUUCUCCUUAUCCAUUCUGUUAAUACAAGAAAGAGGGAAGGAAAUCACCAUACAGAUAAGGAGUGUAUGCGCUCAUCACAGACACUGUUCACGAUAACAGAAUCUGGGCUUGUCAAAAUUAUAAUUACACGAAGUUACGAAUCAAAUUCAGAGGGUGAGAGAUGGGAAACAUUGCAUACCUAUUCUCUGUAUUAACUGGGGUGGUAUGUUUUGUACAAGCCCAGACCUUUCAAAUAAGGAAAGAAUUUAUCAACGGCAAUUUGAAAUUGACUUGGACGAACUUUUCCACACAUCUUAAUUUUAAUGAUAUAACAGUCACAAAGGAUGGACUAGUGAGACUAUGGGAACAAAUGGAUGGCACUAAGAAUGCAUGGAAACGAAUCGUUGAUGACCAGUACACAGUAGAAGAUGUCUGGAACUAUAACUCUGUAAAUAUUACAAUUCGGGAAUACACAGAGUCCUCUGUCUUUAGUGACUACAAAUUGAAUUACAACGUCUUACGAGUUGAUUCUCAGGAAGGAGAAACAAAGAAUCUAUCAUGGAUGGAGGCCUUCUUUCCACGAAGCUGGGAAUACAAUAUCUUUCAUUUUUAUGAUAGCUCGAACAAAACAGUCAUUCAGGUGCGAGGGGAUGGUGCUACCUCAAUUAAUGCUGAAAAAUAUGUUUACCACAGCAGACCCUUCAAUUCCACCAACGUAGUCUUUGAGGUGAAGAACAUAACGUUAAUGGACGCGGGAUAUUAUGGAGGCGGUACUACACAGAUUAAUGCCAGACGUGGGCAGGGCGUAAUUCUUGUUGUGAGAGGAAAACCAACAAAACCAGAGAUAGCAGGAAUCCUGAAGGUAAACGAAACCAGUGACGUCAUAUUGACUUGCUCCAGUAAUUCCACCUCACGUCCGUCAUAUUACAGAAAAACUGUAUCCUUAAGGUAUAUCUGGUACAGGAACCACACCGUCAUGCAUUUAGAGACCGGGAUGACGCUUAGAUUACCCAGGAUUUCUAGAGACGUCAGAUUUAACAAGUAUUCGUGUCAGGCGAAGGAAAGUAUUGUGUCCGAAAAAAGUGAUGCCAUCAAGAUAAAUAUUUUGUAUGGCCCCAGCAGUGUCACGAUUAACCCUAAGCUUCCGGUAAAUAAGACAGUGUCUGUAAAAGACGGGAACUACAUCGGACCGUAUCACUGUUCUGCUGACUGUAACCCGCCCUGUAUCAUUAAGUGGGAGUACAAACUCUCCAGUGGAACGUUCCGAGACGCAACAUCGGAUGGAGGAACGUUGGUACAGCAACGGGUAUUUAAGGACAAGGUUUUGUUCCGGUGUGUGGCAAGGUCAACAUUCUACAAAUCAUUGCGUACACCAAUCAAGCUGUAUAUAAUGUACUUAUCUGAGCCCAGUUUGAAUGUAAAUGGAAAACAGAAAUUCGUGGAUAUCAGGGAGAGGGAACCGCUAACUUUGUCCUGUGUAGUCGACGGAAGGCCAACUCCCAGCAUCACCAUCAGCAGAUAUCAACAGAUGGAAGUGAUGGAAAGCAAAAUCACCAAUGCGCUGAACGUAUCAAUACCGGAAGUACAAUGUUCCGACGCAGACAUCUACAGUUGCACAGGAAGUUCGGAGGGAUUUGUUAGCAAUCAUAAGGAAGUUACUGUUGGUGUUCUUUGUAAGACAAGGAUUGAUGUUAAGCCAUGGUUUAAAGCUAACUACGGAACCAAAAGUGAAAAUGGUGUGAAAGUGAUUGUGAAUGCCCCAAUCAUUUCCUAUCCCAAACCUUCUCCAAAUUUGAUUUCCUGGUCAGGACCAACAUCAGCUGAUAUACAAAAUGAAAUCAAAGAAAGAGGAGAUGUCAUUUAUAAUCACUGGAUCACCAGCACCAUUCCUGUCAACGACCAGACAUAUUUUGGAAAAUACACCCUGAGUUAUGACGGAGAAGUCAUCUACACCAUUACAAUAGAUGAUGAAGGAAUACCUAAACCACCGUUGAACUUCACUGCCUACUCCUACACCAGUGGGUAUAUCAACCUGACCUGGACAUCAGACUUCAAUGGAGGACCAGAACAAUUCUUUAUUUUAUCACGGAAGGAUGGAGCUGUAUGGAUAGAAGUUGUCAAUAUAACAGAUCCUGGGGAAGGUGACAUGGGAUAUUAUGACCCAGGUCUUUUAAACCCAGGUCGAGAAUACUGGUACCGGUUGGAGAGUUGCAAUAGAAUUGGCUGUUCUGUUCGUGCUGUGGAGGUGAAGGUCACAGUAUUAGAUUGUGAAAAGGGGUACUAUCUGGAUGUUAAGAACCCAAAGGGACAUUAUCGAAAUAACUCUGACUGUUGGCCUUGUGGAAACUGCAGAGAUAGUCUACCCUGUAACACGACAACAGGCCAAUGUUCUGACGGAUGCAAAACCAAUUACAAACCGCCCUACUGCACAGAAGUGAUUACAUCUGACAAUGCGAGUACUAUCCAACCAACAACGGUCGUUAUUAUGGCCCUUUCCACAGUUUUGGUUGUUGCUAUAGCAACAAUUGUUGGGAUGGCUUUCCGACAAAGAUCAAAGAGACGAUUGGAGUACAAGCGAUCGCAACGCAAGAAUGAACGCGACACGACCAUGAACGCCGCUCAGCAGCGACUGGAAGGGGACGGAGGACCUGAGUUCCCAUUAGCAGAGUAUGACAAGAUCGACACAACAAUCGAUGAACACAUUUACGAUCAGUUCGGUCUCUCGACUGAAGACUAUUACCAAAACAUCCGAGCCGGUUCAAACAGAGUUCCCGCUCCUUGAAUGCGUGAUGUAUUUCAGAUAUAUAUGUUAACAAUUCAUUUUCUCUUGUAUAACAAAAUCUGUUUUUCAUUAGACUUUAUCAACAUUUCGUGUCGAAUAAGUUCAGCUACCUGUAUGUCGCGCCAUAUGACGUCAUAUGAACGGCGCAAUAAUAUGUUUUGAUCAUUCGUUUCCAUCUUUUGCUACCAAAAUAUUGCUCCACUUCGUAUGAAAGUAAACUUUUCAUCAUGAAUACAUUAAAUAUAAUUUUCUUAAUUAUAUCAUAAAGAUUGAAAGUGAUUUCUAUUUUAUUUCAUACGAUAUGAAUUAAUUUGAGGGUAAUUUACGCUCUUCUGCGGUUUAUAAAUGUAAUACUGGCAUGUAAAUUCUCAACAUCAGAUCUAAGUAGAAAUUACGUUCACUCACUUCAGACUGUCAUAAAAUACAGUGUCACAAAUAUAAUGCAAUACUUCAAAUCAGGAUAUUUAUAUCCACAUCGAAUUACAUUUCACUAUGUAUUCCUUCCGGGAGUUUUUCAAAGUUUAUCUCUGUAUCAAAUAGAAAAUAGUCAAUGUAACAUCCUAAUGAUAAAGUGAUUAUCUAAAAUCACUAAUAUGUAUCAUCGUAUUGUGGUCAUCACGAGGGUCAACAAGGCUGGUACAAAGUCUUCUUGUACAUAAAAACGUUCUUUAAUGUAUGGUUUACAUUUGUUAUUUUGUUUAGUUUAUAUCUUAAAGAAUGAUUUUGUAAAUAGUUUUACUAGUUUAUAUGAUUGUUUAUUUUCCUGCAACAUGUGUAUAUAGAUUUAUCUACCGCUCUGCAUUUUCAUUUCUAAAGAUAACUUUUUCUAUUUUUUUUUUUUUUUUGUACAAUCUUUGGCACAAAAUAUUGAUUAAAUGAAUAAUCAGCAAACAGUUGUAAAAUUGUUCUAGGCCACCAGGGUUUGUCCUCAAAAGAAAAGUCAUCCAUUAAAAGCUUCCAUAU
This is a messenger RNA of Ostrea edulis (European flat oyster), 4863 nucleotides long. RefSeq lists its product as uncharacterized. Gene Ontology annotation, molecular function: protein binding. The record is from RefSeq and is a predicted model, not a curated record. The transcript is spliced from 11 exons. The coding region runs from base 1300 to 3900 and encodes 866 amino acids. Lineage: Eukaryota; Metazoa; Mollusca; Bivalvia; Ostreida; Ostreidae.